Messenger RNA from Amoebophrya sp. A25, 246 nucleotides. The record is from the annotation of a GenBank genome assembly. Lineage: Eukaryota; Dinophyceae; Syndiniales; Amoebophryaceae.
AUGAAGACGGUCCAGUCUCUACUUCAGCAGCUGCACUUGACGAAGUGCUCUUCUUCCCAAUCGAGGAAGGUUCCGUGUGACGCGAAGAGCGAAUACCGGUCGCGUCUACCGGAUCGCCUGAAGCUGAAGAGCCCUCUCCUGUGUCUGAGCAUCCUCCCGCCGACGUCGAUGCAGCUGAACUUGAGGAGGUAUUGUUGGCGCGGGUACGACUUCCUCCGACCGCGGACAUCACACCCUUCUCGAUAG